Molecule: messenger RNA, 1979 nt
Organism: Baudoinia panamericana UAMH 10762
Lineage: Eukaryota; Fungi; Ascomycota; Dothideomycetes; Mycosphaerellales; Teratosphaeriaceae
Exons: 1
Coding region: 458-1603 (381 amino acids)
Molecular function (GO): protein binding
Source: RefSeq, a predicted model, not a curated record
CCUUGCGAAACACUCAUUGACCUGGUGAAGUAUCUGUCUCCCAUUGUUCACCCUCUUCUGAUUCAUUCACCUAUCUCCGACUUGUCAUACGCUGCUGCCUGCCCAUUCCCAAGAUUGCAGCAUAUUACCACAGAGUCUUCUUCUUUCGGCCACUUUUGACUAACGCAAGAAACGCAUCCUCCAAUUGCGACGAGGGCAUACCAAACGAUUACACCUGCGCCUCUUACAUCUAAAAUCGUAUAAGAGUCGCAUUUUUCCACCAAAGCCGUACGCCUCACAAACGAACAAUACAUCGCAUCAAGAAGAGCACGGACUUAGAGCAAGUGUAAUCACCGAGAACGCAUACAGCAGCAUAAGCAUCGAUCUUCGCCACUCCGGAAGCCUCCGGCAGAUCGCAUUGUCUUCUCAAGUUAUAACAACAACGGUGCCGAAUACAGAUCGUGAACUACUGUCCUCAAUGGCCUUUGUAGCGCCACCCGGGAAGGCGAUUGUCGGCGCCGGUCAACAACUGACACCAGAGUCGCCGCUGCAGCACGACUUCGACGAGCGGCAUGAAAAGGCCGCGACUACGCUGCCGGCUAUUGUGUCUGACACGUCAGCAGUGGCGCCUAAUACCCAAGUCCUCCAUGACUUCAAGCAACUCACGCUCGAGCCUCAUCUGGACUACCAGCUGUUCUCCAAUCAGUCACCCGAUGACUCACAGUCGUUCUACGGCCCGCUGCUGCCGUCGACCGAAGAGUUCCAGCCGUUCAGCGUGCCACUCACCACCUUACGGAUUGAUAGCAAGGAAGAUUGCCAGAGGUACAUUCAAGGUGUGCAGAGGGGCAAUCAACGCGAUUUCGGCAACCACAGGCAACAGAUGAUUGCAAGGUUUCGCCCUUUGCCGGCGCCGUCCAAAACAGCCGAACGUCGCGAGCCCAUGGAUGUCUUUAUGCUCAACCGCUUCACGCCAAAUAAGGCAGCAGCGCCGCGACGGAGCCGUCAGGUCGACGUCGAGCAAACGCCAUGCGAUGUUGUAGCUGUAUCACCAGCGCCAUCGGCGUCACCCGACAUUCGCAUUACUUCAUCAACACCCUCAACGAAGGGUGAUCGCGCCGUAAGGACGCAUAAGCGCAAGAGAUCUGCCGACACGGACAAUUUGGAAGACGACAAGAAGCACAAGCAUCAACGUCACGCUCCCUCAAAGACGGUCGCAGACGGGAAGGCGGACGAGCAGUGGCGUGAGAUUAAAGACUAUUGCGAGCAUCUACCGUCGCUCGGCGACAAUCGAAAUGCGCUCAAGGUCACCUGGAGGCACACGUCGGAAGAGACGGACAAAACAGACAAGGAGAUGUCCGCCAAGCCCGACUGGAAGGAGCUCGCGCCUGCCGAACAAAAGGUGUGCAACGUCCUUCGCCUCGAGCCGCAGAAGUACCUGGCCAACAAACGUCGCAUCUUCGCCGCAUACGUCAAGUUCUUGAAGGAGCGGGUGCCUGGAAAGGACUUCACGAGGACGGCGGCUCAGCAGGCUUGCAAGUGCGAUGUCGGAAAGGCUUCGCAGCUGCACCAAGCUUUCACUGAGGCCAACUGGUUCGACGAGCAGUACUUCCAGGCCUAUCUCUAGAGAGCAUCUUCACGCCAUAAUAAGCAGCAUCGCGAAGCAUUGAGCGAACAAGCAACAUCGCGCAUCACAACAUCGGUUUAAAUUGGGACAGAGCGUUUCUUUUGUAUUAGCAGGGCGUUUUUUGGGCAUGGAUAUGUGACAGACGAUAUUGGACGGCUCCGCUCCUCCACAGCUCUUACCACGAUACCCAUGAUCUCGACCACACGAUCACUUGGAGCGUUAUGCAUGGGAAGGUUGGCUCUCGUCCACUGAUCAGGAUUGGCGCGUUGAUCGCUCACGAUACCCUGAAUGCGCGUCUGUAGACAGACUGUAAUGCUUUAAUGGUUGUACGCUACAUAGUACGGUAAUUACCUUGGAGAUCUUCGCUCCCGCCUUU